Molecule: messenger RNA, 2832 nt
Organism: Acromyrmex echinatior (Panamanian leafcutter ant)
Lineage: Eukaryota; Metazoa; Arthropoda; Insecta; Hymenoptera; Formicidae
Product: acyl-CoA Delta-9 desaturase
Biological process (GO): unsaturated fatty acid biosynthetic process
Cellular component (GO): endoplasmic reticulum membrane
Molecular function (GO): stearoyl-CoA 9-desaturase activity; iron ion binding
Source: RefSeq, a predicted model, not a curated record
AUUAUUGCGCGUAUCUGCGUGAUUUGCAUAUAACAAUUGAAGUAGCAAAGUGAUAGACAAAGAAUAACGUAACGCCGGAAUCGCGAAUUGAGAACAUGAGAAUAGGUGUGCCUUUUAUCCAAUAAGAAUAAUGGAUUUCGAGAAAGCGAAUCAUACAACGGUUUUUGCAACCUGUCACUUCCGUCGCUUGCCCCUGCAAGAGCCUUAGUUUUUUAGAACCGACAUGACGAGCGGGGGGCUUCGUUGACGAUCGUCAUUUUACGCGAGGAGGCGCAAAGCUGAUAAGUGGGACAUACGCUGCAGCAUCUCGGUAUUUCAUAGUGAACUCGCCAUCCAGUCGGACCAUCCAUCCAAGAGAGUCACGUAUCCUCGUGUUUCUUGUCGAACUCCGCGUCAAGGUACUCGUGAUCUCGCUCACGUACGCCACUCAAGUCAUAUUCCAACACAACAUGGCGCCGAAUUUAUUCGGCAACUCAGCGACUUUAUUCCUCGAAGCUUCUCAGCAAGAUGUGUCGCAAAAAAAAGCGGCAGAGAAGGCAGUAACGCAAAAAUUAUCAAUUCAAAAGGCACAAAAUUCAAAGCCUAAAUAUCAAUGGAAAAUUGUUUGGAGAAACAUGAUAGCUUUUGCCUAUCUUCAUCUUGGUGCACUUUACGGAUUGUAUAUUUUAAUAACGGCUGCCAAAUUUUACACAUUCCUUUGGAGUGUAGUAGUUGCAACUUUCGCAGCUAUCGGUGUUACAGGAGGUGCUCACAGACUGUGGGCUCAUCGGGCUUACAAAGCGAAAUGGCCGAUGAGAGUCAUUCUUAUGCUUUUGCAAACCACGGCUUUUCAAAAUCACAUUUACGAAUGGGUAAGAGAUCACCGAGUUCAUCAUAAAUUUACGGACACGGACGCGGAUCCGCACAACGCCAAGAGGGGCUUUUUCUUCUCGCACAUGGGCUGGCUUUUGGUCCGAAAACAUCCUGAUGUCAUUAAUAAGGGGGCCACAAUCGAUAUGAGCGAUCUUGAGAAGGAUCCUGUCGUUGUCUGGCAACGCAGGCUUUACAUCAUCCUAAUGCCUGUUUUUUGCUUCCUACUUCCCACCUGGGUACCGUGUCAUUUUUGGAACGAGAAACCUAUGUAUGCCUGGUAUUCUACCCUGUUCAGAUACACACUCUCACUGAAUCUGACUUGGCUAGUAAAUUCCGCGGCUCACAUAUGGGGCAUGAAACCAUAUGACAACACCAUUAGCCCCACUGACAGCCUCAGCGUUGGCAUUGGCGCUUUCGGCGAAGGAUGGCAUAAUUACCAUCACGUGUUUCCGUGGGAUUACAAGGCUGCCGAAUUGGGCAACUAUCGCACAAACUUUACUACCGCUUUCAUUGAUUUCUUCGCCUGGAUCGGCUGGGCGUAUGAUUUAAAGACUGUAACACACAGUAUAAUAAAGAAACGCGCGGCUCGAACAGGUGACGGCUCGAUAUAUACGCGAACGGACAAUGAGCAUCAUCAUUCGCAUGAUGGAGCUAUAUGGGGAUGGGGCGAUGCCGAUAUGGCACUCGAAGAUAUGCAGGAGGCCGAGAUCAUUAAUAAGGGCGAUUGAGAUCCCAAAUUUCAAUUCCCCAAAACCUCUAUAUGUGGCAUUACACUCGGUCGGAAUUAUGCAGAACGUGGACAUCCAACAGACAUUUAUGGUUUGCGAUGGUAUUGUAAAUUCAUAAUGAAUUUGGUGAUCAUAUCUGAAAGUUUAAUACAUUGUUAUACAUACAUCAUUAGGUAUCUCUAGUCGUAAUCUCGACUUUUUGUAGAUGGUAGUACUUAUCACUAUCAAUAUCGAUAUGCAUCGAUUGAUGCAUCAACAAUAAUGGUAAUUAUUGUUAAAUUACAAUUUUUUUCUUUUAACAGUUCUUGUGCAUGCAUCAUGCAAUCGUGGGAACGACGUCUAGGUCGCGACUGUGAUUACGACGUUUUUUUAUUUAGCUUUUGAAUAAAGAUAUUUUUUAAAGUUAAUAUUUAUGAUAAUCAUUUCAAUUUGUAAUUUUAAUAUCUAGAUGUUUAUCUCAUUAGAUAUUUAACCUAUUUAAAACCUGAUUUUAAAAUACUUAUACAAAUUUCAUAAAAUUACGUUAAAAUUAACAUAAAAAGAAAAUGCCACUGUGUGUACUUCAUAUAUAAAUUAUUGAUAAGGAAUAUAUUACAUUCGUUGGGCGUGCACGCUCUACGUUAUAAAGCCCCGUUGUGCAUUAUCAAAUAAGGAUAUAAUCAUCCAAAGAACAGUGGUCAAUCGUUUAAUUAAUAUUUAGGCGUCAAUUAAUAUUUAUUGUAUAAUAUUAUUCAUACAUUAUUAUAUCGUUCCUCUCUUCGGUCAUUGAAGUAUCGCGAGUUCAGCCUUGAAGUAUCGUCUUGUAACGAAGAGAACGGAAAAUCUUAAGGCGCGACAGCGAUUUCUCGGAUCGAUUAGAUUCCAUUGAUUAGAAACGUUUUGAAUCAGAAAUCUGAUUGCGAAAGGCGCGUGCUCGCAUUCAAAAUAAAUCUAUUAGAAAAAAAGUUCGGCUUCGUUAGGAAAUAAAAGGAGAUCUCGCAAAUAUGAGAUAAUCAAGCGACGAUCUGAAUUAAAAUGCUGGUGUGCUGUACAAUCAAUUAUGUAUCUACGAAUCAAAUUCAUUCGUGGCCUUCUGAAUGACUGUUUAUGUAUUUAGACUUUAUAUCGCAUUUAUAUCAAAACUAUUUCGAUAUCUCGAAGUCAAUUCCGUAAUAAUUGUGACACGAUAUAAAGCGCGAAUCAUUAUCGAUUUCUAACGCUGUUAUAAUAUCAAAUAAUCAAAUUAAUAAAUUUUUUAGAUCAUCACUAUAUA